Messenger RNA from Aureobasidium melanogenum CBS 110374, 1455 nucleotides. Its product is annotated as kinase-like protein. Gene Ontology annotation, molecular function: ATP binding; protein kinase activity. The transcript is spliced from 7 exons. Lineage: Eukaryota; Fungi; Ascomycota; Dothideomycetes; Dothideales; Saccotheciaceae. The record is from RefSeq and is a predicted model, not a curated record. Bases 1 to 1455 code for a protein of 484 amino acids. Gene Ontology annotation, biological process: protein phosphorylation; chromosome segregation. Gene Ontology annotation, cellular component: cytoplasm; centrosome; nucleus.
AUGACGAGCUCCGGAUGGAACCUGAUUCGCAGUAAACCCGGUUUUGCGGCUAACGAAGAGCAAUGGGUUGGAACGAAACAGCUUGGAGAGGGUGGACAAGGCUGCGCAGGCUUGUUCAUCAAGCGCGAUCCAACCACACAAAAAAUCAUCGAACGUAUGGUCGUCAAGGAAGUCGAGCGUGAAACAAAGCUGGGCUUGCAAGAAGGGUCGAACAUUCCGAGGGAGCAGUACAUGAGCAUGAUAAUGCCAAAGGAUUCGAAGAACACGAUCCAGAUCUGGGGGCAUCGACUUUUUCCUGAGAGGAAUGUCCUCCGAUUGUACAUGGAGUUUUGUCCAGGGGGUGACUUGAAGAGACUUCUUGAACCCUAUAAAGUACGUUCGCUUACCUUCCCCGAGCCGUACCUCUGGAAGCUCUUCCAGGAUCUUGCUCGAGCUGUGCAUGCCAUGGAUAAUCCAUCUGGCCAUGGCUUGACAGGAGAUGAAUCUGUUGCUCACAUUGAUUUCAAACCACGCAACAUCUUCCUCUGCUUGCCCGAUGAAGAUAACUUUCCGAAGUACCCUUGGGCGAAGUUGGGCGACUUUGGCGGUGCAAUGAUAUGUUCACCCCAAGAUACUCAGGAAGAACACUCAAAGAAGGUUGACAGCACUGCUGUGUCGAUGGGUUAUGUUGCUCCUGAUAGAGAACGAUUCGACAGAAACAACGACGCAAAUAACAUCCCAGCGAGGGACAGAAUCCCUGGCAUCAGGCUCGAGGACAUACCCAAAAGGGUGACUUCUGCCACUAAUGUUUGGAACGCUGCUUUGAUCAUUGCGGAUCUGAUGGCUCCACAGCCUUUCGUUCCACCGAAGUUUCGAUCCCAAGCCUACAAUCUUCGCGAGAGAUGGCUUGAUAACUUUAUCAAUCAAAGAGACACCCAUCCGAGGAUGCAGGGCUACAGCUCAUUGCUCAAAGAUACAGUCAUACAGUGUCUUAACUUCAUUCCCAGUCAAAGGCCAACACCGACAGACCUCCUUGCACGAGUCGAUCAGGGCGUGAAUUUGCAUUCUGGUGUUAUGCGGACCAAGGCCUGUCUCGACAAUGCAAAGUACAAUGGUCAGUACGAUCUUGACCCUAGCAUCCUAUUCGAGGACGACUAUCCUGUUACACAACCAGAGGACUGGGACAUGGACAUGGACAUGGAUAUGGACUCUCCAUCAACAAAGUCGCUCAGCAGAAGAAAGCCGGCACCUGUCACGCCUCACAAACCAAAGAACCCGCGAUCAAUCACCACGAAAGCAGGCGCGCUUCGAGACACGCCAGGGCAAGUUUUUCUGCUCGGUCCAGAUGCAGGGCGCUCUGUACAAGACUUCUUUGAUCCUGCUGCAGGUUUCGAGAAAGUUGAUCGAUCUGUCACUCGACCUGACUUCAUUGACGAGGAAGGCCUACGCCAGGCGUUUGAGGAUGAGAUGGGUUGA